This is a messenger RNA of Bolinopsis microptera, 1132 nucleotides long. RefSeq lists its product as uncharacterized. The transcript is spliced from 5 exons. The record is from RefSeq and is a predicted model, not a curated record. The coding region runs from base 2 to 667 and encodes 221 amino acids. Lineage: Eukaryota; Metazoa; Ctenophora; Tentaculata; Lobata; Bolinopsidae.
AAUGGAUACAGGUACAAUCAUAGCCUUGUCUUUUGGAGGAGGGGCUGUGUUUGGGUUUAUACUGGCAAUUAUAAGUAUUUGCAUCGACCGUCGUUGUGGUAGGAAGAAAGGUUCGCUCUUUGCUGAUGAAGGAUCGCCAAAAGUAAAGUCAGAUCCUGAAAUUGUCGUUUAUACCAACAUCGGAAAACGCCUUUCUCCCCUUGAGAUGCUCUCUGAGGGAACUGGAAGUCAAGUGUCCGACCUUCCUGACGACUGUCCGACACCUAGUAUAUCAGAGACGGUUUUGGUCUGUACACUCGAUUCUACUGAACACAAAAGCUCAUCCUCUGUUCAUUUGGACGCAAUUAAAAUGGAAGUUUGUGACGUUACCGAUGAAGAAAGUCUAGAGUCAGUUGAUUUGGACGAUAUUAAAAUGACAGAAGGUAAGGUCACUAAACUAGGACAGGAACAUCUGGAGUCGGGGGAACAUCUUGAGACGGUGGAUGAUUCUGAAAUGAUAAAAAGUGAGGAUAGUUCUGUUGGAAGCAUUUUCCAGUACAUGAAUGCUUUAUUGUCCGACAGAAUAGUGGAAAAUUUGUCCACGUCAGAAAGACAAAAUAUUCUAACUUUGAUAGCUCGUCGGUUUGAAAAGACUAAGGAAGAAACAGUGGAGGAACCUAGAACAUAGUGUGCCUGCUUCGUCUAAAUGGGCCUGACCUAUCCGCCCAACAAACAUAUAAAGCUCUCACUGCCGCAGUGCACUGCAAGCUUAGCAGAGAAUGCACUAUGAACAUUGUCAGACAGACAUCAGUGAAAGUCAAGCGAAUGACUUACGAAGAAUUCGAAAGUUGAGGUCCUAAUCAUGAUCGAACUGAUUUUUGUCGCAGUGCCAAGUGCAACGUUUUCGCGCGGACAUCGAUCCAUUGGAUUUGAUGCUAUUAGUAAUAUUAGUAGUAUAAUAGGGAAAUUAAUGGAUAUUUCGCCCUAAUUAGUAACGUCUUUCGAUUACUCUGUUAACUCAUUCUCAAUUGAUGGAUUAGUCAUUAGUUAAAGUUUCGAUUUAAAUAUUGUAAAAAUUUUUUUGAGAAUAGUAAUAUUUGCGUGUUUGUAAACUAGAUUGGUUAAAAUCUCCAUAAGUCUUAUUUUUACGGUG